Platichthys flesus (European flounder) is the source of this 4823-nucleotide messenger RNA. RefSeq names its product adapter molecule crk-like. The record is from RefSeq and is a predicted model, not a curated record. The transcript is spliced from 3 exons. Bases 277 to 1230 code for a protein of 317 amino acids. Gene Ontology annotation, molecular function: protein binding. NCBI's taxonomy places the organism in Eukaryota, Metazoa, Chordata, Actinopteri, Pleuronectiformes, Pleuronectidae.
UCAACGUUUCCCCUGAUCCGCCAUUUCAGUCCCGGACUUUCUUGUUGCACAUUAGUUUUCAAACAAUUCUUGGAUUUUAACGUUUUCGACCGAAUUGAAUCCGUGUUCGAGCCUCAACGUCAACUCGGUCCGCGCCAACGCCUCGAUGCCUUUUAGCGGAAGUUGCUAACGCGUUAGCAUCAUUUCCCCGGGCGGGCUGCGCUAGUCGAACCCAAAGUUUUGUGUAUGAGUCGCGGGUAGACAGAGGCCUGACGCCUCGGACGGGAUUUCGCAGCCAUGGCCGGGAAUUUUGACGCAGAAGACCGAGGGAGCUGGUACUGGGGGAGGCUGAGCCGCCAGGAAGGGGUGUCCCUCCUCCAGGGGCAGCGGCACGGGGUGUUCCUGGUGCGGGACUCGAUCACCAGCCCCGGGGAUUACGUACUGUCCGUGUCGGAGAACUCCAAAGUGUCCCAUUAUAUCAUCAACAGCAUCAGCAACAACCGACAGUCCGGCACAGGUUUGGCUCCUCCUCGGUUUCGGAUCGGGGAUCAGGAGUUUGAGGCGCUGCCGACCCUGCUGGAGUUUUAUAAGAUCCACUAUCUGGACACCACUACACUCAUAGAGCCCAUCAGCAAGGCCAAGCACACAGGCUUCGUCCCCUCUGUGGGUGUCCCAGUGCAGCCGGACGAGGCCGAGUUUGUCCGGGCACUGUUUGACUUCCCGGGCAAUGAUGAUGAGGACCUCCCCUUCCGCAAGGGUGACAUUCUGCGUGUGCUGGAGAAGCCUGAGGAUCAAUGGUGGAAUGCCGCGAACCAGGAGGGCCGAGCCGGAAUGAUCCCCGUGCCCUACGUGGAGAAGUACCGGCCUGCCUCGCCCACCAAUGCCGGUCUGGGUCCCCCUUCUGCUGGGGCAGGACAGGGGGGGCAAAUUGCAGGGGUAGCAGCUAGCACAGACGGAACAGGGGCCUCGCCGCCCACCCCUUUGGGGGACCCAGGCCAGUACGCCCAGCCUGUAGUCAGCACUCAGCUUCCCAACCUGCAGAAUGGGCCCGUGUUUGCUCGAGCCAUUCAGAAGAGGGUGCCCAACGCCUACGACAAGACGGCGCUCGCUCUCGAGGUGGGAGACAUGGUGAAAGUGACCAAGAUCAACGUGAACGGCCAGUGGGAGGGCGAGUGCAAGGGCAAACGAGGCCACUUCCCCUUCACCCACGUGCGCCUGUUGGAACAGCAGCAGCCCGAUGAGGAGAGCUGAGAAGCACACGCGCUCCCAUCACCUGCGCACACCCCGUGUUCAGAAAGAUUUAUACAAGCACACAGUAUAUGAACUUACGAGUAAAACCAAUGAGGCGCUCCUGACCCUGCCAGCACAAAACGUGUGAUGGCUGAUGUCGUCUGUCACACUAAGAGUUUACACUAAGGUUAGGCUGAUAUCGGUUCGCCUAUGUUAGCUUCUUUUUUUAAUUCAACGUCACAUCAGUUUUGUCUUCCUCCUCGACCGUGUUCACAAGUCUUCAAAAACCUGCAAUGAAACAUUUCCAGCAAGUAGAUGGUGACCUUUAUGGAUAUUUAUUGGUGUCAAAUAUAAAUUGAAAACACACAUGGGAAUUCUUAACCUCUGUCCUGUCCACUACAGAGAGAGGUGUGUUUAGCCGAGUGUAGCUUCAUGGUGGCCAACAACUUCCAGUAACUUCAACGCAUUUUAUUUUUUACUUUUUGUAUAAUUGUUGUUGGGCAGGCGUAGAUGUAAAAAAUUGUUUUAAGGUUCACUCAGACCUAACCUGGUUGGUAAAUGAUGACUUUGAGUUUGGGUGUUUGGUCGAUACAGCACAAGGCUCUACCGUUUUUGUCUUGUUUCUAUGUGUUGGGCAUUAUUUAUUACACACUAGAUCCAGCAGCAGUCUCAACUGGGAUGGCACUGGGUGGAGAACACACCUCCGCCAAGGCCCAACAGUCCCUUUCAUUUCAAUAAGGCUGCAUCAAAUCGGAGAAACUCAGAGAUUCCAGUUCCCUGAUUAUUAUCUAAAUCUAUGCAACCAAACUACAGUUGUAGAAGUGAACAAUUUGACAUUAGAACAAUUUCUGUAUCAAAGACCAGGGUUCUUAGUGAGUUCCCCCUCGAAAGAAGCUUCUAACUCUAUGAAUUUAAUCCGGUAUGAUUGGUGUAGAAGGCGAUGAUAGAUACUCAGUGUAAAAGGUAAGAAAAUUGACAAAUGAAAUAGUUUGAAUUAGAGUCUGACUGUUAAGGGCUGUUGCCAAUACCAAUAUUUUAAAUUUUUAAACUUUCAAUAUCAAGAUGUCACCUGACAAACAUUUAUAUUUUUUAAGAAUUGGCAGUGAUUUGGAUAAUGUCCCCAUCAAAUUAUUAUGACGAAGAAAUGUAAUCGAGGCUAGAAAGAAAAUACAACCAAAGACAUACACAAUUGUUCUUCAAAUAUAAACACAAAUGCACAUCUUUACUGCAUUGUUUACUCAAUCAUGAGCAUAAAGAAAGAUAACAAUACGUCUGAGGAAGAUUCAUAUCGGCUGGUUUGUGUCAGCUGAUGCUUCAGUCCGGCUCUAGUUUGAAUAUUGAUCCGGACAGUUCCAGCUGUAUCUGGCACCAGUGACCGAUAUCAGUCAAACCCUAGUUCACAUCCCCCAGUAUUGAAGUCUGCACUGCACAUACAGUUAGACAGCAGAGUCGACCCCCCCCCACCCCCCCACCCCUUCCUGCGUAUCCCCGGAUGGUUCGUUUCAUUCAUACACAGAAGGGAAAAAGAACUGAUUGCACACCGGAGACACAACGCUCAGCUUCUCUCACAGAAUCAUGAAUCAGUGGGUUUUCUUCUUUUUUUAAGUGCCAGACUUUGAACCUCAGAGCAAAACGAUCAAAGACUUUUCCUGACGUGGCGUGGAGGAGGAGAGUCGGCCUCGCAUGAAGACGUCACCAACUUACUACAUGCUACCCACACUACGAACCAAGUCCUCUUUUUUUGUACUAAAAGUGGAAAAUAUUAUUAUAGAAUUGACUUUAUAUGAAUAUACACACCUUACAUGCUAAAUACUGUAGAAAACCUUUUUUCCUUUGCCUGUUAUUUUAUGUUCUUCUUUCUCAAACUAUCGGGUGCAAACAUGGAUGACUUCAAACGCAGCAGUGUGAAAGAACAAACUGAGCAGGCUGUGGCGGAGGAUGGAAGGAUUCCCUGUGGGCCCUUUUUAGAAGAUGAGAACGAGGGAUUUUAUUUGUCUUCCAGCAAUUUUUUUUUAUGACUCAGCUGCAAAUGUCUUUAAGAACAAAACACACCUGAAACACUAUGCUUUUCGUUUAAAAAUGUUAUAUUUAAAAACAUUAAAACAGACAUGAUGCCACUGUCAUUUCUUCUGCCACUAAAAUGCUGUGAUUGUCACUUUCUGUAGGUUUAUCCCUUUCUCAGCUUUUUCCUCAAUGAAAACACGCGAGAUGAUUUCACAUUAAUAAACAACUCUACGGGUCAUGAUGUCAAAAUUCAAAUAAAGUUUUAAAUAGUCAGUUUCUCAGCUCAAACUGCUUUCAGGCCUCUUUCUUAAACGCAGGGUUUUGCUAUUAAAGGAAACAUAUUCUGCUCGUAUUCAAAUUGAUAAUUUGAAUUGAUUUAACGUCAAAGGUUAACAGGCUCUAAUGACUGAUUUGCUGCUCUUUUCAGCCUCUGUCUGAAACAAUUGGUUUUUAGCUCCAGUCUCUUGAAGACCUCCCUCUGUUGUGAUCGGUCAACUAGUUCCAGCCCAUGUAGGAAAUGUGGCCUCUGCUCUUCCUUUACCUGCCUUCAUUAGGGGGUGUGGCAGAUUGCUCCCUUUACUACACAAAAAAAACCUAGAGGAAAGAAAAACUGAAAAAGCAUCAUAUGUCUCCUUUAUCAUUAUCUUUUGUGUUUGCCAGUUUAAGCUAUUUAUCACUUAAAAGGUGGUUUUGAAAUGGUUGAUAAACAUAAUAAAUUGUGAUGACACUGAAACACAAUAACCAGUGAGAAUAACUGUUUUUGAGAGACAUUUUUCAAAUGAGAGAAAGUUUGGUUUGUGACACUUUCCGAAUCAGAACCUCCCAUGUUAAAAAAAAUGCAUCUCUUCCUCAUGACCCAUGGAUGAGAAAGAUGAGAAGUUUAGUCGCAGCGGACCUGAAACCUCAGUCAGUUUGAUAUAAUACAUGUUGAUAAGGAGAACAUCACACAGUCAUCAGCAUUAGACCUUAUCACUUCCUGGAUUACACAUUCGGUCAAGGGUGCAGGACUUUUAAUUAUAAAACAGAUGUAGAAGAAUGAAUAUAUUUCUGUUUUCAUAACGAUAUAGAACACAGAAGUUUUAGACGUCACAAAAUGUCCUAUUAAGUUUAUAAUGUAUUUAUAAAUUGUGAAAUUUUACACUAAUUUGUUUUGUUAUUGGGGCUCAAAUUUAAGGAAAGUAUUUUUUGUAUGGAACAUUAAUAGCCCACUUUUUUUACCAUUAUUUGUUUAACAUCUCUGAGCCACAUCUGUGGGUCAUAUGCAGCUCUCUCUCUCUCUCUCUCUCUCUCUCUCUCUCUCUCUUAUAUAUACACUUUCCAUGGUUCACAGGCCCAAGUUUGUGUGUUUGUUUGUUGAGCUCUGCAAAAAUAUUGGAAUUGAUCACAUUAAUGAUUAAUAUGCUGAUAGAAGUCAGCUUUGUGGAACUACACGAUUCACGACCUGAGUGCCUCCCUGGUAUAAGUAGUAUUUAGGUGACCGGUUAACACUAAACGACUGUUGGUGACUAAAGUCAAAUGUCUGUAAAGUGCUGCUGCAAAUGGGGUGAUUGGGUUUCAGUAAUAUUUUAAAACAACAAUAAAUUUGUGUUACAAAAAACUGAAAAUGCAAA